Messenger RNA from Cannabis sativa, 2525 nucleotides. Its product is annotated as beta-glucosidase 40-like. The transcript is spliced from 14 exons. Gene Ontology annotation, molecular function: beta-glucosidase activity. Gene Ontology annotation, biological process: carbohydrate metabolic process. The record is from RefSeq and is a predicted model, not a curated record. The coding region runs from base 1000 to 2493 and encodes 497 amino acids. Lineage: Eukaryota; Viridiplantae; Streptophyta; Magnoliopsida; Rosales; Cannabaceae.
UAAAAGAAGGUUUCCCUUUUGUUUACAAUGUUUAUAAUUGGUAAGAUUACACAUUACAUAUAUAGAGUACACUGAUUCAGGGAUUUGGACAGCUUGCCAUAUCUCUGUGAUACGAUCCCAGAUUUAUAGGGAUUACUUUUGUGCUUCAUGAUACAAGUGCUGAAGUUGCUAAGUGUUGAUAUGCUAUUUGAAUUGCCCACUGCUCGGCCAGGAGGACUUCGUCCGUGCAGGUAUAAGUGGUGUUUUGUUCGGAAUAUCUCCUUCGGGUAAAUAUGGGGAGUCAAUUCCACGUGUCACCAGCGUGUGAUGCCACGCUAGAGUGCAAAAAUUGAGAUAAUAUAUAUACAUAUAUAUAUUGAUUGAUAUUAAUAUUUAUGAAAAUUAAAAAUUAAAAAUCAUAACAUUUUCUUCAAUUUUAUAUAUUGCUUGAUAGCCUACUAUUUGAUCCUAGCUCCGCCCGUGCUAAUAGGUUGUAUAUGGAAGAUGGGAUGGAGUUGCCGGCGAGGAGAGGACGAAGAGAGGCGCAUGUACAUUAUUAACAUUUGAAACAAACUUUUCUUGGAAGCUUCACAUAUAUAAUUGGGAGCUUGCUUCGUUUAUCUAUAAAAACGAAGCAUUUCCUCUCCGUUCAAUCCAAAGUCUCUCUCUUUUUCUACGCGUGGGGCGUCUGUUGUGUUCUAACUUUUCAUUUCAUAGAGGAAUGUUCGAAUCCUCUAAUAUUUAAUCUCUAAAUACAAGGAGAUAACAAAGAAAAGUAAAACAAUAUAAAGAUAAAAUCAAAGCAACCUCAUUAUAAAAAUAAUAACAAAAAACAAAUUAACAAAGAAAACAUUUCUACAACACAACGAUUAUUUAUUUAUUUUUUUCAUUUCUUUCUCUCAAGGCUUCCGCUCACUUUUCUUUUUGUAAUGAUUAUUAUAAUUUAUCAAACCCACAAUUUUUCUGUACCCAACUAUAAAUAUAUACUAAAUAUUUUCUUGCCAGUCUGCAUCAAAAUCUAUGAAUAAUUUUACGAUGUUAGAAAGGAGAAAAAGAAAAGCUUUGGUCACUUUAAUAGUGGUUUUUGGUUUGUUCCAACUUUGCUUUUCGGACCUUAACCGAGCAAGUUUUCCAAAGGAUUUUGUUUUUGGAACGGCUUCCUCUGCUUUUCAGUAUGAAGGAGCAGUGAAAGAAGAGGGAAGGGGCCUUUCUAUAUGGGACACUUUUUCACACACUCCUGGUAUGAUAAGUGAUCGUACUAAUGCUGAUGUUGCUGUGGAUCAGUACCACCGUUAUAAUGAAGAUAUACAAUACCUUAAGGAGAUGGGAAUGGAUGCUUAUAGAUUUUCGAUAAGCUGGUCUAGAAUUUUUCCAAAUGGAAGUGGGAAAAUCAAUCAACGAGGAGUUGAUCAUUACAAUAAUCUCAUAGAUUCCUUACUAGCCAAAGGAAUUGAGCCUUACGUGACCUUAUAUCACUGGGAUCUCCCUCAAGCAUUGGAGGACAAAUACAAUGGAUGGCUCGAUCGUCAAAUCAUCAAGGACUUUGCAGUAUAUGCUGAGACGUGCUUUGAGAAAUUUGGUGAGAAAGUGAAGCACUGGAUCACCUUCAACGAGCCUCAUAUAUUCUCCACACAAGGCUACGACUUAGGUUUGGAGGCACCUGGGCGGUGCACUUUCUGCAAGGCUGGAAGCUCAGCCACUGAGCCUUACAUAGUUGCUCAUAACCUUCUCUUGUCUCAUGCAACUGCUGCAAAUAUUUAUACCAAAAACUACAAGCCUAAACAAAAAGGCUCUAUUGGGAUAUCUCUUGACGUUACGUGGUAUGAACCAGCAUCAAACUCCACGGCAGAUGUUGAAGCCACUAAAAGAGCCCAAGAUUUUCAGCUUGGCUGGUUUCUUGACCCUUUGAUUUUUGGAGAUUAUCCAAAGUCAAUGAAAGAGAGAGUAAAAAAAAGGUUGCCAGUAUUUUCAAAAUUUGAGGCUUCACUAGUCAAAGGGUCCUUGGAUUUUGUGGGCAUUAACCAUUACACUACUUACUAUGCUUGGAACCGGACAGUUGCACUUAACGAUACCCUACAAGACUCGGGCGCCCUAACAAUUCCAUUUAGCAAUAUCAGCACGUGUGGUCGAAGGGCAAACUCUAUGUGGUUGUACAUAGUACCUGAAGGCAUGAAAAAAUUAAUGAAUUAUAUUAAACAAAAGUAUGGAAAUCCUCCGGUCAUUAUUACUGAAAAUGGAAUGGACGACCCAAAUGAUAAGACAAUCUCCAUUAAACAAGCUUUAAAGGAUGAUAAAAGGAUCAAGUACCAUAAUGACUAUUUGACUAAUUUGCUAGCUGCUAUCAAGAAUGAUGGAUGCAAUAUCAAAGGAUAUUUUGUAUGGUCUUUGUUGGAUAAUUGGGAGUGGUCUUCUGGGUACACAUCUAGGUUUGGCCUAUUUUUUGUUGAUUACGAAGACAAGCUCAAGAGAUAUCCGAAGAAAUCUGUCCAAUGGUUCACCUUGUUUUUAAAUUAAUUGAUAACACUAAAAUUUUACAAUGAAAUAAA